Messenger RNA from Ornithorhynchus anatinus (platypus), 2505 nucleotides. It is a transcript of the gene EIF4H, whose product is annotated as eukaryotic translation initiation factor 4H. Lineage: Eukaryota; Metazoa; Chordata; Mammalia; Monotremata; Ornithorhynchidae. The coding region runs from base 77 to 835 and encodes 252 amino acids. The record is from RefSeq and is a predicted model, not a curated record. Gene Ontology annotation, molecular function: RNA binding. The transcript has 7 exons.
AGCCCCGGCGGCGGGGGCCUUAUAGCGCGGGGUCCUUCGGCGCGCGGCCUGGUUCCUCUCAGAGCGGAGACGGCAAAUGGCGGACUUCGACACCUACGACGAUCGGGCCUACAGCAGCUUCGGCGGCGGCAGGGGGUCCCGCGGGAGCGCUGGUGGUCAUGGGAUGCGCAGUCAGAAGGAGCUGCCUACAGAGCCCCCCUACACCGCCUACGUCGGCAACCUCCCCUUCAACACCGUCCAAGGAGACAUCGAUGCCAUCUUUAAGGACCUCAGCGUCCGGAGCGUCCGGCUAGUCAGAGACAAAGAGACGGACAAGUUCAAAGGGUUCUGCUAUGUAGAAUUCGACGAGGUGGAGUCCCUCAAGGAAGCUCUGACCUACGACGGGGCGCUCCUGGGUGACCGGGCCCUUCGAGUGGAUAUUGCAGAGGGCAGAAAGCAAGAUAAAGGAGGCUUUGGCUUCAGGAAAGGCGGACCAGAUGACAGAGGGAUGGGCGGCCCUCGAGACUCCAGGGGCGGCGGAGGAUGGGAUUCCCGCGACGACUUCGGUUCCGGCUUCAAGGAUGACUUCCUCGGGGGCCGGGGCGGAGGAAGCCGCCCCGGAGACCGGCGGCCGGGCGGACCCCCGAUGGGCAGCCGCUUCCGGGACGGGCCUCCCCUCCGCGGCUCCUCCAUGGAUUUCAGAGAACCGACAGAAGAGGAGCGGGCACAGAGGCCCCGGCUCCAGCUGAAACCUCGGACAGUCGCCACCCCCCUGAACCAAGUCGCCAACCCCAACUCGGCCAUCUUCGGUGGCGCCCGGCCCAGGGAGGAAGUGGUCCAGAAGGAGCAGGAGUGAGCCCCGAGGCCCCGGGACCAGGGGAGAACUGAGCGCCAGAGCUGUGCAGCCGGCCCUGUCCUCCUCCUCCUCCCUCCUCCCUCCUCCUCACCCUCCUCCUCCUCCUUUCUCCAAACUGAAAACACGGAGCUUGUGAAUGCAUGUCAGCUGUUAACAAGUGGUUUUUAGUACGUUCUUGGCUUCGCUGUAUCUAGUGCCUGUUUUGUGCUGGUUUUUUUUUUCACGCUCCCCCCCACCCCCCUCUCCUCCUCUUCCUCCUUCUCACUCUCCCCACAGCCUGGUUUUCGAAGGCAAGUGGAUGAUGACAAAAGCAGCCCGGAGUUUCCCCGGGCAGAGGGGCUGCUCCCUGCCCCCCAGCUUUCUCGGCUUUACUCCGGAAACACGGGUUAGAGUGGGGACCGGAUCCCGGGUCGGUUCUGGGCCGGGCCCUCGGGCUCUCCCCGGGGCUCCGGCCCGCGGUGGGUCUGGGUGUCGGGCCCCCAGAGGCUCCUGGGGAAGCAGCGUCCCAUCCUCCGAGCGGAGCGGGGUCCCCUGCCCGGGAGCAGGGAGCAGAAGCGCCUCCGCUCUGGGGUCUCGCUGCAGCUUCUUUCGGGGAGUUUCCCGUCUGGGUCCCCAGCCAGACCGCUGGUUGCCGUGGCGAACCCUGCUUGGGUCUGGAGCUGGCGCUGGGGAGGGCUCUACCUCAACCGGAGGGGUCUCGGCACCGCCAGACGCCGCGACAGCCCCGUGGGUCGCCUCCCUGUCCCCUCCCAACCCCGGUCGCUCAGGCGGCAGGCUGCAGUCUCGGUUUGGGGCCCGGGGUUUCGGGGCCGCGAGAGCGGGGGCGACUCUUGCCUGUCCGUGUGGGAGACGUUUGGCCCCGUCUGUGGAUGAUGGAGUUUGCCAUUGUCUUGGGGGUGACGGGAACCCCCGGCUGCUCAGAAUGGGCCCCGGUCCCCACCGCCAGCCGAAGGGCGGAGGCGCAGUGACGAGGCGUCGUCGGCCGGGGUGCCGGCUGUCGGAGCGGGCCCACGGUUGGGGUGGGCAGGGCUUGCGACGCCUAGUCCGUUCCCUCUCCCGCCUCCCCGCCCCGGGCCUGCUGGGGAUAGAGCUGAGGAUGGAUCCGGACUGGCCUUGGGCCAGGCUCCCCCCACACCCCCCCAGGGGUCAGUUCUCCACUCUGGGCUCCUAAUGUCUCCUCUGUUAGACCCGUGUCUCUGCCACACAAAACCCUCCUUCCCUGUCCACUCUCUGUCAUCCGUCUCUCUACGUCCCGGUCUUCCCUCCUUCACCCUCUGGCCUCCUCCCGCCGUCAUCCUCCCUCCCCUUCCGCUGUCCUCUUCUCCCCCCGUCCCGUCCCGUCCCUCCCUCCCCAACCCCCCAUCUACUCUGCUUCGGAGAUAAGAACCAUUUGUGUAACACCAAUACUUAAUUUAAGAGAGACAUGCAUUAUGUGGUUGUAAUCAAAACUGAUACUUUUUGAAUGACCUACUUCCAUCCUCAAUGUGGAGAAACAAUGGGAAAGGACAAGAGUCCACCCUUAACCGCGGAAUCAGUCCGGUUGGCUUUUAAAUGCCAGAAUGGAAUCCCAAACCCUUAACCCAUUCUGCUUCAUGACAGAAAGUAAAUUUAUGGAUAUGGUAUUUUGUGAAUGAUCUUUUAAAUAAAAGAAAACCUUAAGUAAUAGUUAA